GCGGAGCCGUCGCGGGCCGGGCCUGUCCCGCCGCAGCGUCCCCGGGACCGAGCGGGGGUGAGGCGGAGAGGGAGCAGUGCCUAACAGGACUCGGAGCUCGGCCAGAAUGGUGCUGGAAGGAAACCCUGAAGUGGGGUCCCCCCGAACCUCAGACCUCCAGCACCCUGGGAACAAUGGCUCUUGUGUCCUCUCUUCUCCUGGUGAAGAUGUACAGCCAGGAGAGGAGCCCAUCAAGUAUGGAGAACUCAUCGUCCUGGGAUGCUGUGAGGAAGGAGGUGAGGAAACCGAGGCUCAGAGAGGGGAAGUGACUGGCCCAAGGGCACACAGCUGCUACAAUGGGUGUCUAGCGAGUGGGGACAAGGGCCGCCGGCGAAGCCGCCUGGCACUGAGCCGCCGGCCACAUGCCAAUGGAGUGAAGCCAGACGUCAUGCAUCACAUCUCCACGCCGCUCGUCUCCAAGGCCCUGAGUAACCGAGGUCAGCACAGCAUCUCGUACACACUGUCCCGGAGUCACUCAGUCAUAGUGGAGUACACACAUGACAGCGACACGGACAUGUUUCAGAUUGGUCGCUCCACUGAGAACAUGAUCGACUUUGUGGUAACAGACACGUCCCCUGGAGGAGGGACCACUGAGGGUCCUUCUGCCCAGAGUACCAUUUCCCGAUAUGCCUGUCGCAUCCUCUGUGACCGCAGGCCCCCCUAUACUGCCCGCAUAUAUGCUGCUGGCUUUGAUGCCUCCAGCAACAUCUUUCUUGGAGAGCGGGCAGCCAAAUGGCGGACUCCUGACGGCCUGAUGGAUGGCCUAACCACCAACGGAGUCCUGGUGAUGCACCCUGCGGGCGGCUUCUCUGAGGAUUCAGCUCCAGGUGUCUGGCGGGAGAUUUCAGUCUGUGGGAACGUGUACACACUACGGGACAGCCGCUCAGCUCAGCAGCGGGGGAAGCUGGUGGAAAACGAAUCCAACGUGCUGCAAGACGGCUCACUCAUCGACCUGUGUGGGGCCACAUUGCUGUGGCGCACUCCAGCGGGGUUGCUGCGGGCACCCACACUGAAACAGCUGGAAGCCCAGCGGCAAGAGGCCAAUGCGGCGCGGCCCCAGUGCCCUGUGGGCCUCAGCACUCUGGCCUUCCCCAGUCCAGCCCGUGGACGCACAGCACCUGACAAGCAGCAGCCCUGGGUCUACGUCCGUUGCGGCCACGUCCACGGCUAUCAUGGCUGGGGUUGCCGCCGGGAGCGGGGCCCCCAGGAGCGCGAGUGUCCUCUCUGCCGCCUUGUGGGGCCCUAUGUGCCCCUGUGGCUUGGCCAAGAGGCUGGUCUCUGCCUGGACCCUGGGCCACCCAGCCAUGCCUUUGCACCCUGUGGCCAUGUCUGCUCUGAGAAGACUGCCCGCUACUGGGCCCAGACACCACUGCCACAUGGCACCCAUGCUUUCCACGCUGCCUGCCCCUUUUGUGGGGCUUGGCUCACUGGUGAGCAUGGCUGUGUCCGCCUCAUUUUCCAGGGACCACUGGACUAGGCUCUCCAGGGCUCCUACAGCUGUGCCUGCCUGCCCACCCGGGUCCUCCACCUCUUGCAGCCCAGAGGGAGCUCUCUGCAUGUGGGACUCUGCCUGCUGGCACAUUGCCACAUCAGCUGGACACAUUGGAUGGGUGUUAUACCUCCCCCAACUCUGACCCCCAAGGGGGUCCUUGAGACCUGUACCCCAGUCCAGAUCAAAGGGGCCUGCAGCACUAGCUGUGCCCCAGGCUGAUGGAGGGAAGCCCAGGUCCCCAUCCUGCCCUUCCUGGGGUGUUUCCCAUCAUGCCGCCUACACUGUGCCCCUGGGGGAGUGAAGGGGCUGUGGCCUCUGACCCCCAGCUUAGUCUGGCUGUGCCCUGAGCCUGCCAACCCAGCAACAGAUACUAAUCCUACUGCUGUCCUGGGUUCCCCUAUAAAGCUUGCUGCUCAGCCACCCUCCCGAA
Molecule: messenger RNA, 1961 nt
Organism: Castor canadensis (American beaver)
Lineage: Eukaryota; Metazoa; Chordata; Mammalia; Rodentia; Castoridae
Gene: Peli3
Product: pellino E3 ubiquitin protein ligase family member 3
Biological process (GO): regulation of Toll signaling pathway; protein K63-linked ubiquitination
Molecular function (GO): ubiquitin protein ligase activity; protein binding
Source: RefSeq, a predicted model, not a curated record